CAUGUCUCUGGUCAGGUGCUGGCCCGCAGCCCGCCGUGCCCCAGCGGUGCCUACACUCAGUCCGGCGAGUGCUGCUCCUCCUGCCCUCCCGGCUUCGGGGCGGUCGUGCCCUGCGGCCUCAACAACACCCAGUGUGAGCCCUGCGCCCAAAACCGCACCUUCUCGGCGUCGAGCAGCGCGGUAGAGCCGUGCCAGCCCUGCAGGCUGUGCCAGGAGGGUUACGGGGCCGUGCAGCCCUGCAGCCCGGAGCGGGACACCGAGUGCCAGCCGUGUCCCCAGGGCUCCUUCUCGGAGGAGCGCAGCGCCCAGGCUCCCUGCCUGCCCUGCCAGCCUGGCUGUGGACCUGGCCAAGUGAUGCGCCGUGCCUGCAGCCGCCUCUCCGACACGCUCUGCAUGGAGAAGGACCUGCAGGUCCCAAAACGGGCCGAAGGAGACCCCCCCAAGGAGGGCAGCGCAGACCCCACCGCCUCCGCCGCCUCCGCCUCCACGUUCGUCCCUCCCAUCCCCGAGGACGUGGGGCAGAACAUCAUCCCCGUGUACUGCUCCCUCCUGGCCGCCGUGGUGGUGGGUCUGCUCGCCUACGUGGCCUUCAAGUG
This is a messenger RNA of Numida meleagris (helmeted guineafowl), 596 nucleotides long. RefSeq names its product tumor necrosis factor receptor superfamily member 16-like. Gene Ontology annotation, molecular function: coreceptor activity; nerve growth factor binding; death receptor activity. NCBI's taxonomy places the organism in Eukaryota, Metazoa, Chordata, Aves, Galliformes, Numididae. Gene Ontology annotation, biological process: Rho protein signal transduction. The record is from RefSeq and is a predicted model, not a curated record. Gene Ontology annotation, cellular component: plasma membrane; cell surface.